AUGGGAAGUGCUCGAGAGACAAUGUUGGUUUACGUCGAGGAACUGGAACUAGACUCCGAUCGCCUAGAAAGAUCGCCCAAGCACGGCGAAGAAGCCGAGAAAGGAAGACGUCGAGAACUCCUCCAAGAACGAGCUUGCUACAGCGAAGAAGAAGCGAAGGUGGUUCUAAAACGACCGAGAACGCAGCUCUGUUUGGAAGCAAAUGCUGGAUCGACAGGGGCUAUAUAUCAAGGAAGAAAGCCUGCUGACUCGUCAAAGCCAUCUGAGGAAGAGAAUCCAUUUCGUAGUAGUACUGCUCUCCUUGAUGGAGCAAAGGCGAGCCUUGUUCGUUCCGGAAAGAAGGAAGAAAAUGGACGAAGACUUGGCCGCUGGCGCUGGGUUCUUGGCGUCUUCCCUCUCAUGGCGCCAGUGGACUCGGAUCUGCUGCGCGCGCUGGAGCAGCUCCAGGACGCCGCCGAUGCGGUGUUUGGGAGGAUUGCGAGCCGCGUCGGGAUGGAGCGCGAGCGAUUGCAAGAUCUGUCGAGGAGGAUCCAGGCGGUGAAGGCGAAUGUGGAUUCUAUCUCCGGGUCGAGGCAAGCGAUAACGGUGCUAUCGAGCGCGAAAUAUCCACAGGUUUCUUCCGAUGCUGUGGAUUUCAAGCCGCUGUUUGGAGGACACGACGAGCCUCUGCCAGUCUUCAAAGUAGAGCUCAAUAUGGGGAAUUUUCAGGAGGAUGAAAACGAAGGAACGCUGGAGCUCUUUCGUUUUUUCAUGGAAACUAGCCAUGAACGAUUAAAUGUUACACCAAUGCACAAGGAUGAUGCUGAUUUUAAUGAUAGAUCCAUAGCAGACGUUCUUCCUGAGCAUACUAAACUACCAGAACAAGCUACAUCCGAGGCUUCUGGAAAAUCUACCACGCUUUAUCCUCCACCCAGAGUCUCACUCAAAGAAACAGCUGCUCCAGGUCUAGAAGAGUAUGGAUUCAAGCCGACAUUGCGUCAAGUUCCUCUGUUCACUUUGCCUUCCAAAAUUCCGGACUUGCCUAUGGUGGCGGAUAUUAGCUGGACAGGCUCGAGGACUGACGUUCAGGAGUUAACAUCAAUCGUGCCUUCGGCAAGCAAUAAAAGCUCUCAAAAGCUAGAUGCUCCCAAAGCUGAAGAAUCGAGAAAUCCUUCUCAAACUACCGUUCCUCCUGCACCGAAAAUGGAGGAGGCUCCCGUGCCGCAACUACGUCCACCCCAGGCGCCCCCUCGACUAAUUUCUCAGAACACGAAGGACGAUAGAGGAAAAAGCAUAAUCCCUCCGCCACCACCACCAUUGCCUUCUCCACCUAUGAUAAGCAGCACCAUGAACCCUGGGGCAGCAAGCAAGGACAAGGCGUCUGCAUCCUCAUCAACUCCUCCACAAGCUAUUCCUCCAAUUGAACCGAAUAGAGCAGCACUCCUUGCGUCCAUUCGAAGUCCAAACAUCAAACUAAGAAAGACUGACGUGUCCGAGAAGACAUCAGAACCAACUCAAGAGGCCGAGCCUCCGCAUUCUAAACAGGCGGACCUGCUUGCUGAGAUGGCGUCGACGCUAAAAAUGCGAAGGCUUUCAAUGAAAGGCGCCACUCACGACAUGUCUAAAGGUUCCGACACUGGAGCAAGCUCGUCCGCGAGGUCUCCGUUGCCGGCAAGUUUUAAUCGUCUCGUCUUUGGCCAAAGCUUGGAUGAUUUUUUCUCCUUUUUUGCAGAUUGCAAACUUGAAAGCGUUCCUCCCACAAACUUCUGGCAGUGAUGGAGAUGAAGAUGAUUGGGAAGAUUAAAGAGAUGGAUUUCACGUUUGAAUUGUCCGAAGUGACAAGCGCCGUACACGUGGCAUGCCAAGUGGCAGGCGCAACGCAUCCAAUGAUCUGGAUAUGUUUGAAAUUUGGGGAAUAUUUCCCAAAUG
Molecule: messenger RNA, 1908 nt
Organism: Selaginella moellendorffii
Lineage: Eukaryota; Viridiplantae; Streptophyta; Lycopodiopsida; Selaginellales; Selaginellaceae
Product: WASH complex subunit 1-like
Exons: 18
Coding region: 1-1755 (584 amino acids)
Biological process (GO): Arp2/3 complex-mediated actin nucleation; exocytosis; retrograde transport, endosome to Golgi
Cellular component (GO): WASH complex; early endosome; recycling endosome
Molecular function (GO): gamma-tubulin binding; alpha-tubulin binding; actin binding
Source: RefSeq, a predicted model, not a curated record